AUGUUCCCAGCUACACCAGAAGCCCAUCACCGAUGGCGCCGAGAGAAACAGAGAGUGGCAGAUGUCCCAGAUGCCAACCUUUUACAAGCUAAACAGUUCAGCUUCACGCCUAUAUCUCCCACGACACCAGCAGACCAGAAAACCAAGUCGGCCAAAUACCAUGAAGAAUGGCACAUGCCCACAAGCCAACCACUUACAAACCAAAGAGGUCAGUUGCACAGACAUGUCGGCACCGAACUCAGAGACGCAAAUUCCGAGCUCCAUUCGCUUAUGGAAAAGCAAAUCUCCUGCACUGUUUUUUUUAUAUCAAACCCCAAACGUGUUCGAGCUCCCGUAUGUUGGCCUCAAGAGCUAGACAGACCUCUCUAUGCAGCAAGCUCCCCAAACACUAAUCAGCAACCCGAACAACUCCAACUCCAAAUCUUCCGGCUGAUGACGGCGGCUGCGAAGCCCGACAAGCCAUAA
Molecule: messenger RNA, 465 nt
Organism: Westerdykella ornata
Lineage: Eukaryota; Fungi; Ascomycota; Dothideomycetes; Pleosporales; Sporormiaceae
Exons: 1
Coding region: 1-465 (154 amino acids)
Source: RefSeq, a predicted model, not a curated record